GCGCAAAGUUUGGCGGGGAAAUCUCGCCUUUUCUUUGCAUCCUGAUGUUUUAGCAUGUAACGUGAGACUGACAAAAUGCAAGCCUAAAAACUUUUUGGACGACAUGCCGGAAAGGACCACCCGGACGUUUCGUUUUGCGCACACUUUACGCACUUUGGACUGUGCGUAAAAGCAGCACCGGAAGUGAAGUCAUCGUUAUUAUUAUUAUUAUUAUUGAACCCCAUCCCAUCCCUCAUUUCCAUAUCUUGUUGCAGCCAAUCCCCCACCACAGAGGACACCGAGGGUCCUAAAAGCGCCAGACCCCCACCCCCUUCCUUCCUUCCAUCAUCAUCAGCAUCAUCAUCGCCGCACUGACAUGCGCAAUCGGCACCGCCGGGCAUCCACACCAGCCUCGCUCCUCGGUGGCGCUUAUUUCAUUCGGUGCUCUCCCACCGGAGGCUCCCAGUCGCUGCUAGCCGAGGACGGAGGGCCAGGCGGUGGCGUGAAAAGAGCGACAUGUCCCGGCGCAAGCAAGCCAAGCCGCAGCAUCUCGGGGCCGGCCAGGAGGAGCGUCGUGGCGGCCUCCUCCUCCUCGGAGAUAACGGCUCAGUGGAAGGCGGGGAGAGAGAGGACACCAGCGGGACUGGAAGUUCCCCCCGCAGUGAGGACACGCACGUUUGCGACAAAUGCUGCGCCGAGUUCUUCACUUGGGCCGAGCUGAGCGAGCACCAGAAGUCCUGCGCCGAGGAUCGCUCUGUGUUGAUUGUGAGGGACGGCGAAGGGAAGCACUGCGCCGGGGAAUCUCCCUCUCCCGUCCCCAGCGUGGUGUCCAGUGACUCGUCUGUGGUGGAUGCCGGCUUUGAGGUGGGGGAGACGCCUGUGACCGACGACAGCCUGGACAACUUGGAGGAAGGGCUGGAUGAAGCCAUGGAGGUUGAACAUCACCCACGGGACAAAUACGCAAUCACCUCCAGCCCUCCGCCGCCUGAAUCCACCGCGUCCCCGCUGGUUUCAGCCACCUACAGCAUACCCAACACCAACGUGACCCUGGAGAUUCUUCACAGCACCAGUGUGGCCGUCGCCCAAUUCUCCCAGGCGGUCGGCAGUAACGGCACUGCAGGGAGGUCCGCUUCAGCUGCCAUCCCCGUCAUUCUGGAGCACCUGCUGGCACUGCAGCAACAGCAAGUUCACCAGUUGCAGCUCAUCGAGCAGAUCUGCAGCCAGGUAGCCACCAUGAACAAGCAGCCGAGCCAGGGCGCGUUAAACCCGGUCUCCAGACCCCUGUCCAACGCAGCUAACACCUUCCCUUCGACUAACCCCCUGUUGCCGCUGUCAGGAAGUACGCCCUCCAAUGUCAACGACCAGGCUGCUGUUUUGGUGCCUGAAAAGUCACAAAGUCUCCCCUCAGAAACUGUAUGCAAGCAGUCAUCCUUUAGAGAUGCUGUAUGUUCCUCCGUUUCCUCUGAAAAUUCAACUCCAUCCCUCUCCACUUGCAGCAGCAUCUCUGCACUGAUCCCUCCUUACACCGGCUCACAAGUAAGCAGCAUUAGCAGCUCUCAGACCCUCAGCUGCCCCAGUCAUCUCCCCCUGGGGCAGAGCAAUCUCCUCGGCUCCCCCGCCAGCCUCCCCUUCUUGCCUCAGAGCCCCCCCAGCAGCGUCAUCUUCCCCAAUCCCUUGGCCAGCAUCGCGGCUACGGCCAAUGCGCUCGAUCCCCUCGCAGCCCUAAUGAAGCACAGGAAGGGGAAACCACCAAACGUGUCCUUGUUUGAAAGCAAGCCUGCCCCUGAGGAGCCUUUCUUCAAACAUAAAUGUCGCUUCUGUGCCAAAGUGUUUGGCAGCGACAGCGCCCUGCAGAUCCACCUGCGCUCCCACACUGGAGAGCGGCCCUUUAAAUGCAACAUCUGCGGCAACCGCUUCUCCACUAAGGGAAACUUGAAGGUGCACUUUCAGAGGCAUAAAGAGAAGUAUCCUCAAGUUCAGAUGAACCCUUACCCGGUGCCGGAAUAUCUGGACAAUGUGCCAACCACCUCGGGGAUUCCCUAUGGAAUGUCCGUACCCCCAGAAAAACCUGUCUCCUCGUGGUUGGAUAACAAACCUGUCGUAGCAACUCUGCCAGCCUCUAUGGGUCUUGCACUCUCCUCCACUAGAACCAGCAUGGGGGGUGGCUCCAGUGAGCCUUCAAGUGUAGCGCCAUCUGUUCAGCCCCUGUACCAGCCAGCUUCUGCUGAGUGUGUGUCACCAAGCCGGAGAGGCAGUGACGCUCACAUGUCUCCACUUUUAGAGACUCCACUGUCCAACCAUGAGCUAGAAGGGUCUAAUAAUCUCACAUCAGAGGUGGUACACCUGCCCCAAAGCUGCACCCAGAUACCGAGAAGCACUCCAGCAACCAGCAGCACGGUACCAUCUAUAGCCACCACACCUGAACCCGUAGCAUCGGCAUCUCCCGUCUCUAGCUCCCCCUCACCCCUCCCAGUAAACCAAGAAGAUGUCUCACUCUCACCCUGUAACCCCCUGGACUCUAUGCAAACCUCAGAAACUUCAAAGCUCCAGCAGCUUGUGGAGAACAUUGACAAAAAGAUCACAGACCCCAACCAGUGCGGCCUCUGCCACCGCAUCCUCAGCUGCCAGAGCGCGCUGAAGAUGCAUUACCGCAUUCACACGGGUGAGAGACCUUAUAAGUGCAAGGUGUGCAGCAGGGCCUUCACCACCAAGGGCAACUUGAAGACCCACGUCGGCGUUCACAGGGAGAACCCGCCCAUCCAGGUACAGCACUCGUGUCCCAUCUGCCAGAAGAAGUUCACCAACGCUGUGGUCCUUCAGCAGCACAUUCGCAUGCACAUGGUUGGGCAAAACCUGGAGUCGGGCCCGCUGGAGAUGGAUGGAGGUAUGAAUGAGAGGAGCUUUGACAGUCCCAGCAGCAAUGACCAAGAGCUCGCUGAUGACGUUUCCAUGGAGGGUGACGACGCAGAGGAAGGACAUGCGGUAGAAAAUGUGGCGGUUCUCAAUUCCCCUAAAUCCUCACCUACCGCUGAGAACCAAAUGAUGAACCUGAGCACCUCCUUUGGGAGUAAAUCCCUCACAAAUGGUUAUGACGACUACGGUCAGCUGCAAAUUAAAUGCUCUUUGACGGAGAAAGGGCUGGAGAACCUGGGUGCAAACAGCCCCCCUGCAACACCGCCUCUAUCACCGGUGCAGAGACUGGCUGCAAGCCACAGGACAGACUCUCGCGAACUUUUUGUUGCCUCUGUAAAGAAAGAACAACUGGAGUCUCCUGCUUCUUUAUCCUUGGAACUGAGGGGAAUGCAAGCCAGCAAACUGUGUGUGAAAGAAGAGACCUGUCCGCCCGUCCAACCGAGACAAAUAGGCCUUCCCAGCCUGACCAGCGCAUCAUCCAGAUCGAUAAAGAUGGAGGUGAACGGUCACACCGAGGGCCAGCACUCGUCCUUUGGUGUGUACCUUUCAGCGCCCUACCCAGCGGUCACCAGCUCGGGAAUAACCUCCCUGCUCGGCCCGGCGCCCCCUCGCCGCACACCCAAGCAGCACAACUGCAACGUGUGCGGGAAGAACUUCUCCUCGGCCAGCGCUCUCCAGAUCCACGAGCGCACACACACCGGCGAGAAACCGUUCGUCUGCUCGGUCUGCGGCCGAGCUUUCACCACCAAAGGAAAUCUGAAGGUUCAUAUGGGAACGCACAUGUGGAACAACACGCCGGCCAGGAGAGGCAGGCGACUAUCCGUGGACAACCCCAUCGCCCUACUGGGUGGCGAUGCCAUGAAGUUCGGAGAAAUAUUCCAGAAGGACCUUGCCGCCCGCGCGAUGAACGUUGACGCUGGGUUUUGGAGCCGCUACGCCAGCGCUAUCACCAACAGCCUGGCUAUGAAGAACAACGAGAUCUCGGUGAUUCAGAAUCGAGGCAUCUCGACACUUCACCAGAUGACUACGGGCAUGGACAGAGUGAACGCUGAAGCGACUCCAAUGACAAGUCUGUCCAAGAAUGGCAUGGAGCUGGGAAACAGCAGGCACUUUUCUAUGCUGAUUGAUGACAGUAAAGAAAUUGGAAUCAAUUGAUGCAAUCUAUUAUGGACAUUAAAGUAUUUGUAAAACAUCUUGUUUCUUCUUAAAUACUGUAUAUAUACACAUAGAUUUAUUUGAUUUGUUAACCAAGAGAUGCUAGUAAGGGAUUCACAUUUUGCUGUCUUUGCUUUGUUUUGGUUUAACAAUUACCUGGGAAUCCACUCAGCGCUGAGAGGGAUGGUUGCUCGGAAGAAGGGAACAUACUGAAUGUUCAAAUCAAUAAUGCAAAAAGUCUGCGCUCCCUCCCCUGGACAGCUGCCCAAUGCUGCUAGCUGGUGCAAAGCACAACAUAUGCUGCUCUGUUUGUCUGUGUUCUUGCUGGAAAAUUGUCUUUUGCAAGCAACACUGGGGCAGAAUAAAAUGGAGAACAAAACGCUCGGUUGCCUACCUCAAUUGCCAUAUACCUCUCCGGAUCAUGUAUUAAAAAGUUCCCUACAAAAAUUGACUGUUGAUGCCGGUUUUAAAUGGUGUUUUGACAUUAAACAUUCUGCUGU
Dunckerocampus dactyliophorus (ringed pipefish) is the source of this 4547-nucleotide messenger RNA. RefSeq names its product spalt-like transcription factor 3b (gene sall3b). Lineage: Eukaryota; Metazoa; Chordata; Actinopteri; Syngnathiformes; Syngnathidae. The transcript is spliced from 4 exons. Gene Ontology annotation, molecular function: RNA polymerase II cis-regulatory region sequence-specific DNA binding; DNA-binding transcription factor activity, RNA polymerase II-specific. Gene Ontology annotation, cellular component: nucleus. Gene Ontology annotation, biological process: regulation of transcription by RNA polymerase II. The record is from RefSeq and is a predicted model, not a curated record. Bases 496 to 4047 code for a protein of 1183 amino acids.